Molecule: messenger RNA, 792 nt
Organism: Phaeoacremonium minimum UCRPA7
Lineage: Eukaryota; Fungi; Ascomycota; Sordariomycetes; Togniniales; Togniniaceae
Product: putative msp domain-containing protein
Exons: 7
Coding region: 1-792 (263 amino acids)
Biological process (GO): endoplasmic reticulum membrane organization
Cellular component (GO): plasma membrane; endoplasmic reticulum membrane
Molecular function (GO): FFAT motif binding
Source: RefSeq, a predicted model, not a curated record
AUGUCGGUCGAGAUCGAUCCUUUGGAGCUCGGCUUCCGCCGGCCCUUCACCGUCGAGGUUGCGAAUAUCCUCAAGAUCAGAAACCCCAACAAGUCCCCUGUUGCCUUCAAGGUCAAAACCACAGCGCCGAAGCAAUACUGUGUCAGGCCCAACUCUGGGCGCAUCGAGCCAGAUCAUGAGGUGGAGGUCACAGUGCUCCUUCAGGCGAUGAAGCAAGACCCACCUCUAGACACUAAGUGCCGAGACAAGUUCUUAGUUCAGUCUGUCAACAUUUCUGGCGACAAGGAGUUCACCAGCGUCCAGCAGAUCUGGGAUUCUGUCGAGAAAGCCCAGAUUCAGGAGAAGAAAAUCCGAGUCAACUUCUUGCCAGCCGGAGACUCUGCUACGGGCCCUGGAGCGACCCCGAUCAGACAGCAUCUCUCCAAUGGCGUUGAGGCAACUCCCGAUGCCCCUCCCCCGGCCUAUUCGUCUCCCCAAACUGACAACAUUGGUGGCUCUGCCGAAUCGCCCAUCUCAGAGACCAAGGGCGAACCCGAUGUUGCUCCGUCAGUCGUGUCUGGCGUCACCGCAAAGUCAUCCGCCGAAUCAAACGUGAGCGACUCAAAGCCGCUAGUGGCGGAGUCCGAAGGUGUGAGGCAGCGAAAGGGCGUUGUGGGAGCAGUCGUUGAGAAUACACCUUCAGCUUCCGAGCUGGCUACAGCUGUAAGACCACCCGCAACUGAGGGUGUGCCUGUUCGCAUUGUGGCAUUGCUAUGCCUGGCCAGUUUCCUACUGGCGUAUUUCUUCUUCUAG